AUGCCACAAUCAUGUAAAGACAUACGAGCCGCCCUAGCAUUCUGUCUGCAAAACAGCGACUGCAUCAUGGUCGAGCGCCACACCGCUGGCGAAUGCCUCCGCCCCCCUCUAAAAUACACACUGCCCACACAAUGCCAGCAACUCCAACGGGGCUAUGCAGAGUGCAAAAAGGGCAUGAUUGAUAUGCGCAAGCGCUUUCCCGGAAACAGGCCGAUUGCAGUGCAAGGCCAAUUGGAGACGGGCGCGUUUGGAGAGGGCAGGGCGGAGGCAGGAUGA
Plenodomus lingam JN3 is the source of this 276-nucleotide messenger RNA. RefSeq lists its product as uncharacterized. Gene Ontology annotation, biological process: mitochondrial respiratory chain complex IV assembly. Gene Ontology annotation, cellular component: mitochondrion. NCBI's taxonomy places the organism in Eukaryota, Fungi, Ascomycota, Dothideomycetes, Pleosporales, Leptosphaeriaceae. The record is from RefSeq and is a predicted model, not a curated record.